Molecule: messenger RNA, 435 nt
Organism: Exophiala oligosperma
Lineage: Eukaryota; Fungi; Ascomycota; Eurotiomycetes; Chaetothyriales; Herpotrichiellaceae
Exons: 2
Coding region: 1-435 (144 amino acids)
Source: RefSeq, a predicted model, not a curated record
AUGCCUCAAACGCAGCCUGUAGGACCGAGAGCUCCGAAGGAUGACUUCAUGAAGGCCCUUGGUCUCAGCACUACCGAUCCACGACACGAAGGAUAUUAUCGAGCCAUGCGGGAAGAAGCAAUUGCCGUUUACAAUGGUCUGAACGCCGACCGAUCAAGCCUGAUAGAUGAGAAGCGAGGCGACAAGUCAACCUCACCUCCAUUCUUCUGGCAUCAUAUCCGUCAAGAACGUCGCCGUCAAGCCAUUAUCGACACCUGGCAGCAGGCAAAGCCUGGCACCAUCCAGCGCACUCUGUUCGACCAGGGAGCUACCACGGGAGAGCACGCCCCAAAUUGGGUAACGCUUUGGCUGCUAUACAGCGUCUUCCGGUCCAGGGACAUACGCAAUAAUCGGAACCGACGAGCCGGUGAUGGUAGUAGUGGUGGAAGUGAGUAG